This is a messenger RNA of Trichoderma harzianum CBS 226.95, 675 nucleotides long. RefSeq lists its product as hypothetical. The record is from RefSeq and is a predicted model, not a curated record. The transcript is spliced from 4 exons. NCBI's taxonomy places the organism in Eukaryota, Fungi, Ascomycota, Sordariomycetes, Hypocreales, Hypocreaceae. Bases 1 to 675 code for a protein of 224 amino acids.
AUGGUUUUCCAACCUAUCGAGAUUUGGGGCCACUGGGGCGCACCGAAUCCAUGGAAAGUGUGCAUCAUUCUUGAAGAACUCGGAUUGCCAUAUAUGAUCCAUCAGCUGGAAUUUUCCGAUGUGAAAGCAGAAUCUUAUGUUAAACUCAAUCCAAAUGGGCGCUUGCCUACAAUCAAGGAUCCCAAUACUGGCAUUACACUAUGGGAGUCGGGUGCUAUCAUCUUGUACCUGAUAGAACAGUAUGACAAUGACUAUAAAUUCUCAUUCAAAAGCCUACCCAAAAAGCACUUGACGCAACAAUGGCUAGCAUUUCAGAUUUCUGGCCAAGGUCCCUAUUUUGGCCAGGCCACUUGGUUCGCUCGAUUCCACAGUGAGAAGCUUAAAUCAGCUAUCGAUCGCUACGUCGAUGAGAUAUUUCGAGUAACGGACGUUUUGAACAGGGCCUUGGAGAUAAACGGUACGGGAUGGCUCGUAGGAGAUAAGAUCACAUAUGCAGAUCUGUCUUUUGUAACAUGGGCCUCAGUCGGCAGAGGGCUGCUUAAAGAGCUAAACAAAGACGCAGGCUUGGAGAAGUAUCCCAAAUACAUGGCAUGGAUGAAAGCAAUGGAAAGCAGAGAUGCGGUCGGAAAAAUUCAGAGCAGUAUGGCAAAGGGGAGAACUGCCCACGGCUUAUAA